GGAGAGCACAUUAAAGUUUGAAAUCAAAUUGGUGUAUGAUUUAGUAUAUUAACCCAAAAAUUAAAGACUUGUAUAAUUGGAGAAUUGCUAGAUAUAGUUUCCCAUCUGCCACCAUUUUUACACAAUAUAUCCUAAUUUUAGUCACACUUUCCUUCCAUUAUUUGUCCUAUAGAAUCUCAGAAACGUAGUUAUAUAUAAACAUCACUACUUUCUUCUCUUAGUUAUUUUCAUUUAUUUAAUUUUCUUUUCUCUGUUGCUUUGGCUUGAAAAGAAAAAAUGGGAAGAGGGAAGAUUGAAAUAAAGAAGAUUGAGAAUUUGAAUAGUAGGCAAGUAACGUUUUCAAAGCGAAGAAAUGGGUUGUUGAAGAAAGCUAGAGAGUUGUCCAUCUUAUGCGAUGCAGAGGUUAGUGUCAUUAUUUUCUCUACCACCGGCAAACUUUACCAGUGGUCUAGCACCAGCAUGGAAGACACUCUUUUAAAAUACAACAGAGGGAAGAUAGUGGAACAACAUCCUUUUGAUGAACAAAAAGCAGAGCAAAACUCACAAUCAAUUGACGUAAGCACUCUAAAAGAGGAGUAUUUAAAGUUACGUGCGGCAUACAUGCGAUUGAAUGGAAAGGAGCUGGAGGGUCUAAGUUUCAAAGAAGUACAACAACUGGAGCAUCAAUUAAAUGAAGGAAUAUUAUCAAUUAAAGAACAUAAGGAGCAAAUUCUACUAGAGCAGCUUAAAAGAUGUAGACUACAGGAGCAGAAAGCUAUUCUUGAGAACCAGAGUCUACGUAAACAGGUUGAGGAGCUGCAGCAAAAAACAAGCUCUAAUUCACUUGAUUUCAAUCCGCUGCAAACAAAAAUUUCUUCCAAUACUUCAAAGCCAGAUUUUCAUUUUGACCACCACUAUCAUCAUCAUUCAGACACUUCCUUGCACCUGGACUUGGGGUUGUCAUCAGAUGGUGAACGCAAGAGAAAAUUGAAAAAAAUUGAAGCAGAUAAUAAUGAUUUAGAGAGUCAAAUAGCCUAGAAUGAUUUUACCUACAUUUAUAAAAAAAAAAAAAAAAAAGACCCUAUUUCUUCGAACUCUUAAACAUCUCCUUAGGCAAUUAGAUUUCUUUUUGGGUUCUCUCAUCCUACAAUUUGCAGAUUGAUUAGUGCUCUAGGCUGUGGUGUCAGCAAGUAAACCACUAUUUUUAAGUAGUCUCAUGUUUCAAAACUCAACUUGCUGAUUCAAAAUGCAAUCAACUUCUCUAUCGGGUUAAGUGAGUGUUGAAUACAGAUAAAUUUUGUUUAUUUA
This is a messenger RNA of Gossypium arboreum, 1287 nucleotides long. RefSeq names its product agamous-like MADS-box protein AGL18. The record is from RefSeq and is a predicted model, not a curated record. The transcript has 8 exons. The coding region runs from base 277 to 1017 and encodes 246 amino acids. Gene Ontology annotation, molecular function: protein dimerization activity; RNA polymerase II cis-regulatory region sequence-specific DNA binding; DNA-binding transcription factor activity, RNA polymerase II-specific. Gene Ontology annotation, biological process: positive regulation of transcription by RNA polymerase II. Gene Ontology annotation, cellular component: nucleus. NCBI's taxonomy places the organism in Eukaryota, Viridiplantae, Streptophyta, Magnoliopsida, Malvales, Malvaceae.